ACUAAUUUAAAAGUAAUGACAUUUAUUUUCAUUCUACUAAAUGUAGCGGAGGCGUAUGGAUUGCCAUUACUUCCACCCUAUUUGGCACUGAAAAAUGGCGUAAAAGCCGAACAUGGAGUGAAUUUUGCGAUUGCUGGAGCUACUGCAAUUGCUGCUGAGUAUUUUUAUAGUAAGAAUAUUACAGUUUUAUGGACAAAUAUUUCAUUAACUGACCAGGUGGGAUGGUUUCAGGAAGUGAAGUCUAACAUUUGUGCCACGAGAAAAGAUUGUAGAGAAUACUUUAAAAAAUCACUAUUUAUAGUGGGAGAGAUUGGAGGCAAUGACUAUAACUACCCCUACUUUGUUGGUGGAAGCAUUAAACAACUUAAAGCUCUUGUACCAGCAGUAGUUGAAACAAUUAUUGAAGCAACAAGUGUAUUGAUAGAGGAAGGAGCAGUAGAAUUGAUAGUUCCUGGGAAUUUGCCAAUUGGGUGCUCAGCAUUGUACUUAACCUUGUUUGGCACUACAAACAAAGCAGCAUAUGACAAAAAUGGAUGUCUCAAAGCCUACAAUGCCUUCUCUAAAUAUCACAAUUCUCAGCUUAAACUCUCCCUUGAGAAAUUAAGAGAAGAAUAUCCUCAUGCAAAGAUCAUAUAUGCUGAUUAUUAUGGAGCUGCAAAGAGAUUGUUUCAUGCUCCAAAGCAUUAUGGUAAGUUAAUUUUAUUAUGAUGAACUUCUUAAUUA
This is a messenger RNA of Nicotiana tabacum (common tobacco), 723 nucleotides long. The record is from RefSeq and is a predicted model, not a curated record. NCBI's taxonomy places the organism in Eukaryota, Viridiplantae, Streptophyta, Magnoliopsida, Solanales, Solanaceae.